AUGGAAAUGGAUAUCAGCUUUAACCGGUCUAAUGUUUUUACUGAGAUUCAUCCCUGCUAUAAGAUAGAUCUGUUUCAUGUGCUGAGAAGCAAUCCUUCUGCAGUAUGUGUAUUGUUUAAUGUUUUUCUGGGCUCAUUAUCUGUUGUUACUGUUUGUGGAAACCUCCUUGUCAUAAUCGCCAUCAUUUACUUCAAACAGCUCCACACACCCACUAACUCUCUCAUCCUCUCUCUGGCUGUGGCCGACCUGCUUGUCGGUGUUGUAGUAUUUCCUCUCACCAUUGAAUUUUCUAUCACCUUUUGUCUUUUCUACGAUGACUUGUUUUGCAAAGUCCGUGGCACCUUCGAUGUGUCGCUGUGCACAUCCUCUAUUCUGAACUUGUGUUGUAUUUCUAUUGACAGAUACUAUGCAGUGUGUCAGCCUCUGAGCUACAAAACUAAGAUAAAUGACCAUGUUGUUGUGACCAUGAUCCUGGUGAGCUGGGGCCUGUCUGUCCUAAUUGGGCUUAGCUUCAUCAUUGCAGGAAUAAACCAUGAAAAUUGUACUGAAAUGUGUAUCACUGAUGUUGUGUUGGCGAACAUUAUGGGACUUUUUUUCUCAUUUUACCUCCCAGUUGUUGUAAUGCUCUGCAUCUACAUGAAGAUUUUCAGUGUUGCACAGAGACAGGCGCGCAGCAUCCACAACAUAAAGUGUCAGAGCACAAAGUCCGGAACAGACUUCAGUAAGAUGGAGAGGAAAGCCACUAAAACUCUGGCUAUUGUCAUGGGAGUGUUUUUGUUGUGUUGGCUUCCUUUCUUCCUCUGUACAACUGUUCUGUCCUUCAGUCAAGUUUAUGUGCCACUUCCUCUGAUUGAACUACUUAACUGGCUGGCUCUGUCUAAUUCCAUGUUAAAUCCCUUUAUCUAUGCAUUCUUCUACAGCUGGUUUCGAUCGGCUUUCAGAAUGAUCAUUUCAGGAAAAGUGAUUCAAGGUGAUUUUACAAACUCAAAACUGCACUGA
This is a messenger RNA of Limanda limanda (common dab), 999 nucleotides long. RefSeq names its product trace amine-associated receptor 4-like. NCBI's taxonomy places the organism in Eukaryota, Metazoa, Chordata, Actinopteri, Pleuronectiformes, Pleuronectidae. The record is from RefSeq and is a predicted model, not a curated record. The coding region runs from base 1 to 999 and encodes 332 amino acids. Gene Ontology annotation, biological process: adenylate cyclase-activating adrenergic receptor signaling pathway. Gene Ontology annotation, molecular function: G protein-coupled receptor activity. The transcript has a single exon. Gene Ontology annotation, cellular component: membrane.